Colletotrichum spaethianum is the source of this 1038-nucleotide messenger RNA. RefSeq names its product transcriptional regulator CRZ1. NCBI's taxonomy places the organism in Eukaryota, Fungi, Ascomycota, Sordariomycetes, Glomerellales, Glomerellaceae. Gene Ontology annotation, molecular function: DNA-binding transcription factor activity; protein dimerization activity. Gene Ontology annotation, cellular component: nucleus. The record is from RefSeq and is a predicted model, not a curated record. The coding region runs from base 1 to 1038 and encodes 345 amino acids. The transcript has a single exon.
AUGACAGACGUCAUGGCCGAUCACCCAGACCUCUCUGAGCUAGCAGGGUCGCCCUCUCCAGGUCAAAAGCGGAAGCGCGAUGACAUGUCAGAGUCAAACAGCCCUGGUCGGGCCAAGCGAGCCAGCGCUGGGCUCUCGGAUGCCGACACUGCAGCCUUCAUUGAAAAUGCUGUUGAGGCUGCUCAUGCAGCCGCCGCCAAUGGUGUCAACGUGGCUGACUUCAGUGCCCUCCAGCAAGCUGCUGCUGCUGAGCACUCGGAGGCCGCUGACCCAGCCAACGCCUCCAGCACUGCGGCCGCCGCCCUGGGGUCCAUGUAUCCCACUCUUCACGUUCCGCCCACCACCGAGGAGCAGUUCGCCGCCCAGGCAACUAAUGACUCAAACCAUGGCCAAGAUCACACCUUCGGUCACGCCGAUCUGAGCCCGCCGGACGGACUCCCUGCCCUUCCUGCUGUACCUCAGCCCACGAACGGUGUUCAGGCUGUUCAACCACAGCAGACCCAUCAAACUCAUCAACAACAUCAGCAACAUCAGCAGCAUCAGCCUCCUCAACCUCAACACCGAUACUCAUCUGGAUCAGCCGGCACUCCCGCUAAGAAACCGGACGUUGGUUCCGAGGAAUGGCACAAGAUGCGCAAGGACAACCACAAAGAGGGUAAGCAACUGAAGGCACUAUACUCAUGGAUGUUCAAGCUGACUCGAACAGUGGAGCGUCGUCGUCGGGAGACCAUCAAUGAAGGCAUCAAUGAGCUGGCUAAGAUUGUUCCUAACUGCGAGAAGAACAAAGGAUCAAUCCUCCAGCGCGCCGUUACGUUCAUUAACCAACUCAAGGAGAAUGAGACGCAGAACAUUGAGAAGUGGACUCUUGAGAAGCUGCUUACGGAGCAGGCUAUAGCAGAGCUCAGUGCUUCCAACGAUAAGCUCAAGCAAGAGUGCGAACGUCUUUACAAGGAGUUGGAGACUUGGAAGCGGGUUGCUCAGAAUGCGGGUCUUUCGUACCCCCAGGCGAACAAGGAGGAACCUGCCGCUGCAACUUAG